CGAAUGUAUCUUUUGACGUUUUUCAGGACAUUGAAAAGUUGAUUUUCCGCACGAUUUGAUUAAAUGGGAGAACCAACAAUUUUUGAUAGAAUGAUCAGUCAUCUUCGUGCGACGUGCAAGUAUUAUACUGGUUACCCGAAAGAUCUUGGGCCUUCUAGAGUCAUACAUUUUACAUCUGAACGUGAGUUUGUCCAGCUCCUUCAUGAAGGUUAUCCAGUGGUUGUUGCUUUUACUGUCAGAGGUAACUACACAAAGCAUCUUGACAAAGUAUUGGAGGAAGCGGCAGUUGAGUUUUAUCCAAAUGUGAAAUUUAUGCGUGUUGAGUGCCCAAAGUAUCCUGGUUUCUGCAUUUCACGGCAGAGAAAAGAAUAUCCAUUUAUCGAGAUGUUUCAUAGUCCACAACAAGCAUCUAACCAAGGAAAGAUUGCUGAUCCUAGCAUUACGAAGUACUCGGUGAAAGUUUUACCCUUCAACUAUGACCUCAGUGCCUAUGGAUUCAGAGAAUUUUUUAAGCGCCAUGGGAUAUGGACAUUGAAUCAAAAGUAAAACGUGAGUAAACCUUUGUAAUUUAUCUGUGAUUCAAACUGGUUUAUGUUUUACAUGGUGGAGAAAAACUCCGUAGAUGUUUGAUCUUUACACACACAUGAAAGUAGUUAUCGAACUAUUUUAUUCUAUUUUUAUCUUUGGUAGUUUACAUGAUACUACCUGGUACACUGAAAUCUAGCAUCCCUUUACAGCAUGAAAAUGUUUAUUUGUAGUUUGGUGGGUUUUGCAUUUAAUCCGGUUAUGAUGGUCACUUUGGUAUA
This is a messenger RNA of Momordica charantia (bitter melon), 806 nucleotides long. NCBI's taxonomy places the organism in Eukaryota, Viridiplantae, Streptophyta, Magnoliopsida, Cucurbitales, Cucurbitaceae. The record is from RefSeq and is a predicted model, not a curated record.